AUGGAUUAAAUUGGAGUAGAUUAAAAAGAAGAAAAACGAAAGAACGAUGAGAUCUAGCAUUUGUUCUUUCCCAACAAAAGAAACUUUCAUAUUUAUGCUGAGUUGUUAAAGUCAUGCCAAAAAAAGCUCAUUGUAAGCAUGUAUCAGAUUUCACAUAAAAUAUUGGUCAACAUUUUAAUUGACCUUUCACUUAAUGGGAGAGAUAUUUAAAUUGUAACUAAUUCCAGUAGUGAUGAUAAAAAAGCAAAGUCAAUACUUUUGAUGAUGAUUUAAAGUUCUUUGGAGAAGAUAAAAAUUGCUGUAUACGAGAAAGAACUUUGUUUGAUGCAUUAAAAAUAUUGUGUGAUAGACGACCAAAUUAUUAUGACUGGUUCUGCAAAUUGGACGAACAAUGCGUUUCGUAAAAAUGUGGAGAGUGUGGUUAUUUUGAAUAAUAUCAAAGAGGCUUAGCUCUAUACUUGUGAAUUCUGGAAGGUUUGGAGUCAGUCCCAAAUCUUAAGAUUAAAAGGGUAGAAUCUCGACUUCUCUCCCUUUAUUGAUAUAGAGUCGAUGAUCUUUAUGGAGAGGAGGAGAUAGAAGAACAAAUUCAAUAAGAUAAUUGAUUUGGAGAAUAGUCAUCAGCAGGAGGAGGGAGAUAAGGAUGAGGAGGUCAAGGAGUAAUCUGAUGAAAGUGUGCAGUGUUGUCAAAGUCAGAAGAUUACGAAGAUAGACAGCAAUCUUAAAAGGAAAAGAAUAAGAAAAAGCAAUUUAUAGUAAUAGAGACAUGAUUUAUAACAUAAUGAGUUUCACGAGGGAAAUCUAGUAAUUUAAAUAGAUGCUCUUGAUAAAUAAAAUGUAGAUUAAAUUGAUGAAUUUGAAAUUAUGCUUUGA
This is a messenger RNA of Paramecium octaurelia, 870 nucleotides long. The record is from the annotation of a GenBank genome assembly. NCBI's taxonomy places the organism in Eukaryota, Ciliophora, Oligohymenophorea, Peniculida, Parameciidae.